CCUGGCAUAUGGUGUUAUGAUAAUUACGCAGCUAUUACUUAGCUAGUACAUUGGUUUGUUAGAUUGAAUGAGCGCCGAGGCCCGUGGGGGUUGUUGCUCCCACUAAGCCCACCUCAAUCUUUGUGUAUGUCUGGUGUGAGUGAGUGACUGUGGGCAUGUGCAUGUUGGCCAUCCCCCUCGAAACACACACACACACACACACACACACACACACAUGCUUUGCCAUCUGUUGACAUAUGCAGCUGUUCAAAAAUAGCCCUCUACCAGAAGCUUCUCUGAGUGGCCCACAGAUAAGCAGAGCAGGGGUCUUGUCGUGUGACCGAGCAAGUCGUUGUGUCUCUACGAUGACCACGUGUUUGCCGCCUAUAGUCCGAAAUCACCGCAAGGCUGUUUGACUGUCAAGUUUCAGUAAGUCUGUCCUCAUUUCUUGUGUUUUUUGACGGCGAUCCAACUGAAAAUGCAGCCCUUUCCUGACCAGUUCAUGGAGUUCCACCCGAUCCACGGUAAGCACGUCAGACUGGACCACUCAGGAACCCAGGCCACCCGGGUGGAGAGCUUUGCAAAUGGAGUGUGUUUCAGCAAACACGCUCUGAAGCCCGGGGAGAUUUUCCUCAUAGAGAUCGAGGAUAAGGAGCUGGGCUGGUGUGGCAACCUCCGGGUCGGCCUCACCGCCAUUGAUCCCGUGAGCUUAGAGGUGGUACCUGAAUACUCCAUCCCAGACCUGACGGACGCUGGGGACAGCUGGGUUUUUGCCAUCACUCGCAACCACAACAAGAUCACAGAGGACGCUGGAGCGGGGGGUCAAGAAGAGGCUGGAGAGGGAGGACUGGCUGGGGGCCGGCGGCUCGGACGGGGGGAGGUUGAAGAUGGAGAUGUAGGAGAAGGCGUCAACAUCAAACCAAAGACUUUCUUCGCUGACUCUCACUUACACAUUGAGGAUGUUCGGAUCCCCAGAGACAAGCUGGUCGGUCGGAGCAGGCCCGGACGCUACAGCCACAUUUUGGACGACUUGUAUAAAACCAACGCCUUGCCUCCCACAGCCAGACGCAGCCGGAUAGGAGUACUGUAUGUGUCUAAAGGGCAAUACCUGGCUGAUAUGCACAUUGUCAUCAAUGGUGAGGACAUGGGGGCUUCUGCGAAGGGGAUCCCCUCCAUCCAGCCUCUCCAUGCUGUGGUGGACGUCUUUGCUGCUACCAAUCUCGUCCUUGCAGACGUUGUGUAGGAAGGCCGUCCAGAAGCACAUUGUCCACAGGAUGGCCAUUGACUGGCUGGAGCUGCCAGAGGCACUGAAGCACUACUGCAAGUAUGAAUGAAGGACACCUACAAUGGACAGAACUAUCAUUUGAUGAGCUCUCUCCCAGUUCCUACCAAGAAAACAAUAUUUAUUUUUGUGAUGGAAAUCUAUGUUUCAGUUAAAGAAUAAAGCUAAAAGCAUUUUGACAGUUAUACUCUUGAUAUUUGCCAGAUCCCUGAUACCGCUGACAUGAUUUGUGUGAGUUGACAACUGCCAACUACAAUAAAUUCACGGUAUUUGUUAAA
Molecule: messenger RNA, 1539 nt
Organism: Sebastes umbrosus (honeycomb rockfish)
Lineage: Eukaryota; Metazoa; Chordata; Actinopteri; Perciformes; Sebastidae
Gene: neurl2
Product: neuralized E3 ubiquitin protein ligase 2
Exons: 2
Coding region: 458-1222 (254 amino acids)
Biological process (GO): intracellular signal transduction
Molecular function (GO): ubiquitin protein ligase activity
Source: RefSeq, a predicted model, not a curated record